UUAUGGACCGUCUUAACCCAUCUUCAAAAGAUUGUAUAGUUCCACUAAUUGAAGAAAAUUCCCCUUGUAUUUGUAAUUAAUAAUAUUUUAUAAAUAGAAACAAACAAACCAGAGAUUGAUGCUCACUUUUUAUUACCACAAUUUUCAUAAAUGAUGUAGAAUCCCGAUUUCUUCCUUUAAUCUGUUUAAUUAGAGUAAUUAAAACAGAUGUAAUCAUCAUUCUAUUCAUAAAUGAAUAAUAUCCCACUAAUUACAGAAGAACCUAGAGUUAUGGAUUUAUUUACAUAAUAACUUUUAUAACAAUAGCUUAUGAUAAAUGCAGCAUUAUUAAACUAAUUCUAAGUAAAUUGAUAACUAAAUAGGGUGUUGAAAAUAUCAAUUACAGUCAAACUAAAGAUCUCGUGGAUAAUAAAAUAAAAAGAAAACAUAUAAAAAAAUCACAUAAUCCAUUGUUUAAUAAUGGUAUAUUCCAUUUUUAUAUUUAAGGUCAUUGGAGUGCAUAGGAACAUUAAGUCUAUUUAACAUUUUUAUAAUAACAUAGAGAUGUGAUGGAAAGUUCUGAGUUAAAGAAAACUAAUAAAAUUUUUAAACUUAUGUCUGACAUAAUUAAGUCUAGAUCUCCAUCACAAUGUCGUUCUCAUCAUUAAAAAUUUAAUCCAUAUUCCAAAUAUUUAGUUAAUGUAAUUUGUAUUUGAUAAAUUAGAAUAAUAUUGUUAGAAGAAAAAUGAAAGAAUAAAUGUUGAGUGAUCCUCAAUAACAAAAACAAUCAUAAUAAGAGAAUGACAAUAUAUAACAAUAGUCUUAGGAUUCAAAUUAGAAAAUAUAGUUCUAAUAGUAAGAUUCUAAUUAAAAAAUUGAAUUUUAAUAAUAAUUAUUGGAAUCGAAUGUGAGAGAUGAUCAAUAAUAACUGAGUGGCUAAGAAUGA
Paramecium pentaurelia is the source of this 925-nucleotide messenger RNA. The record is from the annotation of a GenBank genome assembly. NCBI's taxonomy places the organism in Eukaryota, Ciliophora, Oligohymenophorea, Peniculida, Parameciidae.